AUGAACGGUGAAAUGAUCGAGGCGAAAACGAGACACGUUGACUGGUCAGAGGUGGAUGAGGACACAUUUGUUCGAUUAUGCGAAUUUGCUUAUUUCCGAAACUACACUCCCCCUACAUUUCGCCUGGUAGAUGGCAUGUUUCCCGCGGAAGGCACAAAACUUGCAAAGGGAAAAAGCAAACACAAGAAACGUCGCUUGAAUGCGAAUUCGGACGCAGCACCUAAACCUGAGCCUGAGCCUGAGCCUCAGACUGAUUUGGCGAUAGCUCCAGACGAAUCGCCCGCGUCCAAGCACACCAUCUGCAAUGAUGCCGAAAUUCCAUAUGCGGAACGAAGCAUCUGGACUAAACAAUUGCGCGGUGCAUUCGACAGGACCCUGAUCGUUCCGAGAAGGCAAAGCCAAAGCGACGAUUUGGGUUACGCUUACACACCACCCCGGAAUACCGGUCCCUGGGAAGACUUCAACCCUGUAUUUAUCGACCAAGCUAGACUCUAUGUCCUGGCCGACAAAUAUGGCAUAGAGUCGUUGCGCCGACUGAUCCUCUCCAAGCUGCAGGAAACGCUAAGAAGCUUCAAGCUAUAUGACGCGGGAGUCACUGGUAUUAUUGAGUUUGUUCGGUUUGUCUACUCGAACACACCACCAAAUCACGGCAAUCGGAUGGACCCCAUGAGGAAUCUCGUGACACGCUACAUAGUUUCUGUUCUUGGACAGAUUGGCAAAAACGAAUCUUUUCAGCAGCUCUUGGCAGACGGCGGUCCUUUCGUCUCUGACUUCUGGCCCAUCAUUUGGAGUACUGAUGAAACGGAUUCGGGUUCCAGCUGA
This is a messenger RNA of Penicillium canariense, 822 nucleotides long. RefSeq lists its product as uncharacterized. The record is from RefSeq and is a predicted model, not a curated record. Lineage: Eukaryota; Fungi; Ascomycota; Eurotiomycetes; Eurotiales; Aspergillaceae. The coding region runs from base 1 to 822 and encodes 273 amino acids. The transcript has a single exon.